Messenger RNA from Gasterosteus aculeatus aculeatus (three-spined stickleback), 2349 nucleotides. RefSeq lists its product as uncharacterized. NCBI's taxonomy places the organism in Eukaryota, Metazoa, Chordata, Actinopteri, Perciformes, Gasterosteidae. The record is from RefSeq and is a predicted model, not a curated record.
CAUUAAUUGGGGCAAACAGUUUAGACUGAAACAGAUCGUUUUUCAAGUUAGAGUUGUACUAUAUCCGAUAGCACAUGAACGCAUCAUCAGUCCAUGUCACGUUGCCUGGAAAUUACCUUCUUUUUCCAAGAAGUAUUUUUUCCUCCAUAUUGCCCGUUGGGAAAGCGUUUGUUCUUGAUGGGAGCCAAUAAAUAAGCUGUGCUACGUAUACUAAUGGAUCAAUCAUCUAGCGGGAAAAAUCGUAUUUUUCCAGAUGCCUACUGAAUUUGAUUUGAUUGUUAAAUACAAUUAAAAACAAAUACCAUGCCUACUUUUUGAGUUGUGAAACUGAUCAUACCUUUAACUACUAAAUGUUAUUUGUAUAUUAGUAUACAUUAACCACAGCCUAAUUGAUCUAUGCUUGAAGUCUGUUCUGAUCGGAACAUUUCCUUGCAGUACUUGAGGCUGAACUCAGCCUGCACUUGAAGUGAGUUACAGCUUCCUCUGUGGGAUUCUUCCUGACGUCAGCUGGAUGUGGGAUUUUUAUUCCCCAUCCCAGCCUUAAAGUGACUCAUUCACGGAUCAGCGCCACAGCAGAAACUCGGGGCUUUCAAAAAUCUUUCAAAAUGCUGCCAGGAGCCCUCCCCCUGCAGUGAUGGCCGCCGUCGGCCCCCCCGCCCCCUUCCUCUGCGUGCUGCUCCUCUACGUGUCGGUGGCUCUGCAGCGCUCCGACCCGCGGCUGGCCUACGUGACCCACAACGGCCUCUUCUACUACUCCUGCAGCCAGGACCCGCAGCCCUGCAGCGUCUCCUCGCUCGCCGACUGCCGGUGCCAAGACGUGCACCACCCGCAGUCCCACCCGUCUCCCGUCUUCGGGAUGAGACGCUUGACCGUGUGGUUCACGUCGGCGAUAAACGCGGCGCGUCUGCUCAACAACUCCGAGGUCACGCACCUCACCCUGAUCCGCUGCGGCGCCGGAGGCCCGGGGACGCCCUCCCCUUCCCCGGAGGGGCAUUUCGCCGUGAGGCACCUGGAGAGGCUGACAGUGGUGGACGUGGACAAGGCGCCGGUUCCCCACUGUGCGGACGCAAACAGAGCCUGGGACGCGCACGCGAACGGCGACGGCGACAGAGACAACGGCGUUCACCCGGACACGGGUAAAUACAAAAAGGACAAAGGCGCAAACCCGGACUUGACAGCGAAGAAAGAUUCCACGACUCUGUCCUCGCUCCAGUGCCAAGACAUCUUCCUGGGCAGGGAGCUGGGAGCGGCGUACGACGAGCAGGCCAGAGUGGGAAUCAUCCACAGCUCUGCGCUGGAGUGGGGGGCAGAGGUCAAGGCCUACACCGUGCAGACGCACAUAGACGGUGACGGCGCGCUGCCCUUCCCUGAUCUCCACCUGGCAAAGUUACCGGAGACGGACGUCAUAUACGUCAGCUUUGUGUACUGAGGAGCAGAGGAGUGCGGGAGGAAGACGACCCAGAGUUCAGCACCUGCAAACGCGAGCAGAACAUCUUAAAGAUUCAACCGUCAUUUUCCCAAGCGCACCUAAAUACUUUGCGCAGGUGUUUAUCGGAAUGUUGAAACAAAAUAUAUGAGUUAAUUUGAGACCUUCCGAGGGAGCCGGCCAGCCCUCUCCAGAUGAGCCUUUUGUUUUCCCUCUCUACGCAAGGACCAGAAAAUGUCCACCACGAAGUGCGUCCCACUAACGCUCUGAUUCCCACUGGAUGUAAAGCUGUCUGCCUGUUUUUUCAGCUUUUCAUGUUCUUUUUUUGUAAUAUUCUUUCUUGUAGGGCAGUAUGUCCUGAUUCGAGGGAGGACAUUGAGCUAUUUUGACCUGUGUGCAGCAUCGAUUUCACCAAACUCUGCUCUGGCAUUCCUACAACUGACCUCUGACCUCUGUGGAAUCGAUGAAUCAUCUUAAAUGUGGAACACAUGUUUGGUUCCAGGAUUCAACCACCAGAUGGCAGCAGAUACAUUUGAGUCAAAGAGGAAGAGAGGCGGACGAAGCUUGCUGAUGGCAGGAGGAAACACGUUUUUCGGUCUUCUUUGUUUUCUUAAAGAAUCUAGCAAACCUGAAAUGUUACUAAUGUGUCAUGACGUGUCUCAGCACUUUAAAAGCCUGUGGGGAAUAUUGUUUUUUAGCACAGACCUAGGCUGUAAUGCUUGAUAAAUUAUGGCGUGAUAUUUAUUUGAAAUCAAAAAUGUCAUCACUAUUGAACAGAAACACAUUAUUUACUUACUUAUCACUGCGGAAUUCAACAUCAUAUGUUCACUGAUCUCAAGGUUAAAGCAUGCCUUGUGAUGUAUUGUAAUAAUCUAACGUUUACAAUAUGAGCUAAAAAUGAUUUAAACUGUGAUCACAAAUUA